AUGGCUGACAAUGAGGCAGAUUUCGGGGGCACGGUGGAGGAUGAAGAUGAGGGUCCAGAAGAAUCGGACCUUCAGGGUGAGCUUAAUGCAUUCAGAGUUCAGUGGAUGUCUGAACUUCUACCUAGUCCUGGAGCGAGGGGUCAAUACCUGCAAAGUAAGGGACAAAAGAAGACUCAAGAAAUGGUUCUCGAAGAAAAGGCGACAGAGCUGUUCUUAAGAGCUGUUCAUGAGGAGCAGAUUGGAGCAGUCUAUGAAGCUAUCAAAUACUAUCGCAUGGCGCUGCAGCUUGUGCCUGACAUUGAGUCUAAAAUCAACUACAGCCGUCCAACUGAUGCAGAUAAGAUGAUGGAGCAGAGUGAUGCUGACAUUGAGGAUUUGCUGUCAUAUUUUGAGCAGCAACUCACACUGGAAAGCUCCUAUCCAAAGUUCUGUGUUCCUGAGGUGGACAUGACUCAGACUCAUAUUUCGGUCUUGCCAAGGGAAAUUCUAAUGUACAUAUUUCGCUGGGUGGUCUCCAGUGAACUGGACAUGCGAGCUCUGGAGCAGCUUUCUUUGGUUUGUCGUGGAUUUUAUAUUUGUGCAAGGGAUCCAGAGAUCUGGCGCUCUGCUUGUUUGAAAGUUUGGGGAAAAGGUAGCACAAAACUCUCCAAGCCCUACACAACAUGGAGAGAGAUGUUUCUGCAGAAGCCUCGUGUUCGUUUUGAUGGGGUCUAUAUCAGCAAAAUAUCGUACAUUCGUCAAGGAGAGGAGUCCCUGGAUGGGUUCUAUAGGCCUUGGCAGCAAGUUGAAUACUACAGGUAUCUGCGAUUCUUCCCUGAUGGUCAGGUAAUCAUGAUGACCACUCCUGAGGACCCACUCACCAUUAUUCCUCAUCUAAAAACAAAGAACACCAGACUGGAUUCCAUUUUGCUGGGUCAUUACCGUUUAUCACAGGAGACAGACAAUCAAACCAAAGUAUUUGCGGUCUUGGCUAAGAAAAAAGAGGAGAAAAUGAAUGAGUACACAAGGAAUCGGUUUUCUCGACGGAAUCCUUUGCCCGACGCGGAGCACAGCUUCCAUGUGGGUUUGCAAUUGUCCUCUGGGGGGCGUCAGUGUUCCAAUAAACUGAUGUGGGUCCACCACUCCUGCCACAUCAAAUACAGAGUGACAGAGGAAACAGUUGUGACAUCGUUUGACCUGGACAAGAUGUAUACACCUUUUUUCUUUGCAAGAGUAAAGAGUUACACCGCUUUUUCAAACCAGCCUCUCUAA
Knipowitschia caucasica is the source of this 1251-nucleotide messenger RNA. The record is from the annotation of a GenBank genome assembly. Lineage: Eukaryota; Metazoa; Chordata; Actinopteri; Gobiiformes; Gobiidae.